Medicago truncatula (barrel medic) is the source of this 1883-nucleotide messenger RNA. Its product is annotated as ATP sulfurylase 1, chloroplastic. The coding region runs from base 202 to 1599 and encodes 465 amino acids. Gene Ontology annotation, molecular function: sulfate adenylyltransferase (ATP) activity; adenylylsulfate kinase activity. Gene Ontology annotation, biological process: sulfate assimilation. The transcript has 5 exons. The record is from RefSeq and is a predicted model, not a curated record. Lineage: Eukaryota; Viridiplantae; Streptophyta; Magnoliopsida; Fabales; Fabaceae.
CUACGUUUCUGUCUUUCUGUCUAAGACCACUACGCAAAAGUUUUUGUUUUUAGUUUUUUCAAUUCAAUUAAUAAUAAAGUUCACAUUUUUGUGCGUUUGUGAAUUACCCUUUUAUCCUCCUUCAUCCACUAGCAACAAUACCUUUUUGUAGUUUUAUAUACCAAAACGAAUUUCAUUUUUCUUCAGCCACCAAAACCUUCAAUGGCUUCCAUGGCUACCCUUUUGUCCAAAACCUCUUUCCCUUCUCACUCUCUCUUCAAAACGUUUGAUACCCAUUUUGCCCCUCCCAUCAGAGUCAACGUAGCAAUUGGCACAAAAGCCAGAACCAAUCAGAGGCUUCGAGUUUCAUCCGGUUUGAUUGAACCGGAUGGUGGAAAAUUGGUGGAGCUUGUGGUGGAAGAAUCAAAGAGAGAUUUGAAAAAGGGCGAAGCUUUAUCAUUGCCAAGGAUAAAGCUUUCAAAGAUUGACGUUGAAUGGGUUCAUGUGCUGAGUGAAGGGUGGGCUACCCCACUUGGUGGUUUCAUGAGAGAAAGAGAGUUCCUCCAAACGCUUCAUUUCAAUUCACUUAGACUCAAUGAUGGGUCUUUUGUGAAUAUGUCUGUUCCUAUUGUUUUGGCUAUUGAUGAUGAUCAGAAACAUCGGAUCGGUGAAUCUACAAAAGUUGCUCUUUUUGAUUCAAAGGGUAACCCUGUUGCUAUUCUGAAAGAUAUCGAAAUUUAUAAGCACCCUAAAGAAGAAAGGAUAGCUCGUACUUGGGGAACAACUGCUCCCGGCCUGCCUUAUGCUGAAGAAACUAUAACUAAUGCUGGAAAUUGGCUGAUUGGUGGUGACCUAGAGGUUAUAGAACCCAUCAAGUAUCAUGAUGGACUUGAUCAUUUUCGUCUGUCCCCUUCAGAACUCCGCGAUGAGUUCACAAGGCGCAGUGCUGAUGCUGUGUUUGCGUUCCAGCUCCGGAAUCCUGUCCACAAUGGCCAUGCUUUGCUAAUGACUGAUACCCGCAAGCGGCUUCUUGAUAUGGGUUACAAGAAUCCAGUCCUUUUGCUUCAUCCACUUGGAGGCUAUACCAAAGCUGAUGAUGUACCGCUUGAUUGGAGGAUGAAACAGCAUGAGAAGGUACUUGAGGAUGGUGUUCUCGAUCCAGAGACAACAGUUGUAUCCAUAUUCCCGUCUCCCAUGCACUAUGCUGGACCAACUGAGGUGCAGUGGCAUGCAAAGGCUAGGAUCAAUGCAGGGGCUAACUUCUACAUUGUCGGUAGAGACCCUGCAGGCAUGGGCCAUCCCGUUGAAAAAAGAGAUCUAUAUGAUGCUGACCAUGGAAAGAAAGUAUUGAGCAUGGCACCUGGACUUGAGCGCUUAAACAUUCUUCCUUUCAGGGUUGCUGCAUAUGACAAGACUCAGGGUAAAAUGGCAUUCUUUGAUCCAUCAAGGCCUCAGGAUUUCGUGUUCAUAUCAGGCACAAAGAUGCGCACACUUGCUAGGAACAAAGAAAGUCCUCCUGAUGGAUUUAUGUGCCCUGGUGGCUGGAAGGUGCUAGUUGACUAUUAUGAUAGUUUAGCACUUUCAAGCAAUGGCAAAGUUCCGGAACCUGUUCCGGUCUAGUGUUGUAUUUUAAUGUAUAAACCUGAUUGGGAGAAACUUUUAAGUUUAUGUAUUCUCCUGCCUAGACACUGAUUUCACCAAGAUCUCAUGGCCUAAUCCCCUAAUAAAGUUUGGGAUGGCUCUUGCAUAGAGACACAUUGCCUCUCUGUAAGUAUGGCUUGUAGUGCUGCCUCUUGCAGUUAUAGUGCCACCUCUCUGUAAUAUAUUUGAUUGUGGUUUGCAAAUGAUUUGGUUUGGUUUGAGUGCUUACAUUCAGUCUAAUUUAUACUAUUACACUGUUUUCA